Molecule: messenger RNA, 2001 nt
Organism: Grosmannia clavigera kw1407
Lineage: Eukaryota; Fungi; Ascomycota; Sordariomycetes; Ophiostomatales; Ophiostomataceae
Product: alcohol oxidase
Exons: 9
Coding region: 1-2001 (666 amino acids)
Molecular function (GO): flavin adenine dinucleotide binding; oxidoreductase activity, acting on CH-OH group of donors
Source: RefSeq, a predicted model, not a curated record
AUGACUUUGCCGGAGGAGUUUGAUAUUAUCGUUUGUGGAGGUGGCAGCACUGGCUGCGUCGUUGCUGGCCGGUUGGCCAAUCUGGACCACAACAUCUCGGUGCUGCUGAUUGAGGCGGGCGAGAGCAACCUCAACAACCCAUGGGUCUUCCGGCCGGGUGUGUACCCGCGCAACAUGAAGGUGGAUUCCAAGACGGCCUCGUUCUACGAGUCUCGCCCGUCCAAGUGGCUUGCUGGCCGGAAGGCUGUUGUGCCCUGCGCCAACAUUCUUGGCGGUGGCUCGUCCAUCAACUUUCUGAUGUACACACGGGCUUCGGCAUCUGACUAUGACGACUUCCAGGCCAAGGGCUGGACCACCAAGGAACUUCUCCCGCUCAUGAAGAAGAAUGAGACGUACCAGAGGGCGUGCCAUAACAAGGACGUUCAUGGCUUUGAGGGUCCCAUCAAGGUGUCCUUUGGAAACUACACCUAUCCGAUCAAGGAUGACUUCCUUCGUGCAACCGAGACUCAGGGCAUCCCUUUCACCGACGACCUUGAGGAUCUGAGCACAGGCCAUGGAGCCGAGCACUGGCUCAAGUGGAUCAACCGGGAUACUGGCCGCCGCAGCGACAGUGCCCACGCCUACGUCCACUCGACCCGGGCCAAGCACUCGAACCUGUAUCUUGCCUGCAACACCAAGGUCGACAAGGUCAUCAUCGAGAAUGGCCGUGCCGUCGCUGUCCAGACGGUUCCGACCAAGGCUGUCAACCCCAACGAAGUGGCCACGCGCACCUUUAGGGCCCGCAAGCAGAUCGUUGUCUCUGGUGGCACGCUUUCGUCGCCGCUGAUCCUGCAGCGCUCCGGUGUUGGUGACCCCAAGAAGCUGCGCGAGGCUGGCAUCGAGCCCAUUGUCGACCUUCCGGGUGUCGGUCUUAACUUCCAGGACCACUACCUCACCUUCUCCGUCUUUCGGGCCAAGCCGGGCACCGAAAGCUUCGAUGACUUUGCCCGCGGCGUCCCCGAGGUCCAGAAGAGCGUCUUUGACGAGUGGAAUCUCAAGGGCACCGGCCCGCUGGCCACAAACGGCAUCGAUGCCGGCGUCAAGAUCCGCCCGACAGCCGAGGAGCUUCGUCAGUUCACCUCGUGGCCCACGCCGCACUUCAACAGCGGCUGGGAGACAUAUUUCAAGAACAAGCCUGACAAACCGGUCAUGCACUACUCUAUCAUUGCUGGCUGGUUCGGUGACCACACACUGAUGCCCCCUGGAAACUUCUUCACCAUGUUCCACUUCCUCGAGUACCCCUUCUCGCGCGGCUUCAUCCACGCCAAGUCAGCCAACCCGUACGAAGCGCCUGACUUUGACACCGGCUUCAUGAACGACGAGCGCGAUAUGGCCCCUAUGGUCUGGGGCUACAUCAAGUCGCGCGAGACCGCCCGCCGGAUGGACGCCUAUGCCGGCGAGGUCCAGAACAUGCACCCCUUCUUCGAGUACGACUCGCCCGCCCGCACUCACGACAUGGACCUCGAGACCACCAAACAAAUCGCCCUGGCUGGAAACCUCAGCGCCGGCCUCCAGCACGGCUCCUGGAGCAUCUUCCUGCCCGAGCAUGACCGCAAAGCCGAGCCCAACAUUCUCAGCAGCAACAAGGUCAACCACCGCCAUGACCUCAAGUACUCCACUGAGGACAUCAAGGCCGUCGAGGAAUGGGUCAAGAGACACGUCGAGAGCACAUGGCACUGCCUAGGAACCUGCUCCAUGGCUCCUCGCGAGGGCAACAGCAUCGUCAAGCACGGCGUGCUCGACGACCGCCUGAACGUCCACGGCGUCAAGGGCCUCAAAGUCGCCGAUCUCAGCAUCUGCCCCGACAAUGUCGGCUGCAACACGUACUCCACCGCCCUUCUUAUUGGCGAGAAGGCCGCUAUGCUUGUCGCUGAGGACCUCGGCUACUCCGGUCCGGCUUUGGACAUGAAGGUCCCCGACUACUAUGCGCCCGGCGAGAACCGCCUUGACCACCGCCUCUGA